Molecule: messenger RNA, 1380 nt
Organism: Trichoderma virens Gv29-8
Lineage: Eukaryota; Fungi; Ascomycota; Sordariomycetes; Hypocreales; Hypocreaceae
Exons: 3
Biological process (GO): DNA-templated transcription
Cellular component (GO): nucleus
Molecular function (GO): DNA binding; zinc ion binding
Source: RefSeq, a predicted model, not a curated record
GUCGAUGUCUACUUUGACCACAUGGUAGCCAUAAACCUGUUCCACGAGCCGACCUUCCGCGCCAAGGUCAGUUCCAUCGCGAUUGAAUCCAUGUUACAGGCUCAAGCCUUGUUGGUCGCAAUGCUGGCAUUUGCGGCCUGCUUUUACACGACAACAGCCGACGAAACCGACCCGAGCCGCUUUCUCGCACUUGCGUUCACCAAGAUCGAUGAAGCGUUGCAGGAGUGCGGCGAUGAGGCGCCGCCGCUCUGUUUGCUCCAGGCUCUCAUCAUUGCGACGCACUGUCAGCUAACCCUUGGGGUUCGGGGCAAAGCCUGGAGGUCUCUUGGGAUGUGUAUCCGCCUCGCGUAUGAAUUGAACUUGCACCUGGUCGAUGCGGAUCGCCCCGACCGGUACCCUGCGGUCAAUGUCGACGUGCAGCAAUGGGUUGAGGACGAGGAAAGACGCAGGGCCUGGUGGGCAACGUGGGAAAUGGACGUGUUUGCGAGCACUAUCCGGCGGACGCGCCCGGCCAUGGACUGGUCCCAGAUGGAAACGCUGCUCCCCGUAGAGGACCAUUACUGGUUCCAAAACCAGCCAAAGCCCAGCUGCUUCAUGGAACUGGACGCCGUCUACCGGUGGAAGGUGCUCCAAGAGUCCGGAAACGAAUCUCCCAAGGCCUGGUUUCUAGUCAUCAACUCACUCAUGAAGGACGCACAGGUCAUCUCGAGCCCCCGGAUGGGCGGGGUCCGGUCACAAAGGCGGCCCAGGGACCCAACGGAAGGAGAUGCUUUGAAGAAGCUCGAGCUGCUAGCCAAUUCGGUUCAUUGCUUUUCGCUUGCACUUCCCAAGCACCUCCAAUACCGAAACCAGUACCUCGACUUCGAUGGCAGGGCCGCGGGCGAGUUGUCUUCACCACGUCAGAUUCACUGUGGCAUCUAUAACAUCUACGUCAUGACACAGCUCGCUCGGAUCAUGAUUCACAGGUACGGAGUGUUUGGUGGACGUAAGCUGAACGGCGGCGGCGCUGCUCCGGGCAGUCAGGGAGCGGCGGCGGCGGCGGCUAAUAGAAGUUCAAGAUCGAGUGGUACGCGCAGUCCACAUGAUGGGGGCAAGCUGGCCUUGUUGCAGUAUUUUGAAGCGACCGACAACAUCCUGACCAUCCUCAGCCGGAGCAGCGUCGACCACAUCCGACAUAUCAACCCUUUCCUCUCGAGCACAAUCUGGCUAGCUUCUGCCGUUCAGCUUCUCAGGAUGCAGUUCGCCGAGGAUGAAAUAAGCCGAACGCUCAUCAAGUCCAAGUUUGAAGCUCUGUACCUGACUUACAGACGAUGUGUCUCCUUCUGGGACAUUCAAACGGCCGUUCAACAGAACCUCGAGGCUCUCGAGGCACAACUCGAG